AUCGUUGAAUAGAAUCGUUUCGGGUUAUGACGUCAGUAUACCCGAUGUGAGCUCACAGACGGCAGGUCGAAACGUAUGAGCUUAGAGACAGAACGAGUUCCCGCCGUUGUCAAGUAUUCAAGAACUGAACCGAUGAUUUCGGUAAUGAACCUAAACGGCAAAUCGAUAAUGAGCACAAAUGAACCAAGCAACUACAUGAGCAACAUGAUGCUACCUGAGAUGGUGAGAGCAACAAGAACCCACCCACUCGGCCCAGACUGCAUUAUUUCCAGGAAUGAAAUAACAGAUCAGAAAUCCCUGAGAUCAGUAAACUACUACUGGUAUAUUUCUCAUGAGAAAGGGUGUGUGGAGUGUGUUGUGAAGAUGUCACGAGGGGGAACCAAUGUAACAACAUCUGAUCCCAAGUGUGUGGUGACAAGAAAACAUCGUCGUUUUGAAGCAUAUUGCUGCAUGAUAUGCAGAUCAAAUUUUGUCACUGUUGUGCAGGCCCUUCUGCAUUUGAAAGCAAUACACAGAUCUACAAGUAAGAUUCUUAUACAAGACCUUGAUAUUUUCCACAACAUUGAAAAAGCAAUGGAAGUUCCCCCUGUUCCACUUCCGUGGCACAUUGCAAAGAAAUAUGUAGAUCAGGACAAAACCUUGGAUUUCUCAGACUUUAAAAAGGGCGAUUAUGAGCAAAAUGUGAACAACUACGUCAUACCACCUGGUGCAACACUGACGUCUGCAGCAAAUGAUAUGACACUGGAGCAGCUUGCAGGUAAGAAUUACCACCGAACCUGUUUAAAAAUAGGAUAUAAUGAGGCACGUUUUAAUAAAAGUUAUGCUGCCGUUGCUAUUAUGUGCAGUGUCAAUGUAAUAUUAAAAAUAGCUGUUGUGAUAAAACAGGUACCUUGA
This is a messenger RNA of Ciona intestinalis (vase tunicate), 894 nucleotides long. NCBI's taxonomy places the organism in Eukaryota, Metazoa, Chordata, Ascidiacea, Phlebobranchia, Cionidae. The record is from RefSeq.